AUGUACAGCUUCAUGGGUGGCGGCCUCUUCUGUGCCUGGGUGGGGACCAUCCUGCUGGUGGUGGCCACAGCGACAGACCACUGGAUGCAGUACCGGCUGUCGGGGUCCUUCGCCCACCAGGGCCUGUGGCGAUACUGCUUGGGCAACAAGUGCUACCUGCAGACAGAGAGCAUCGGUAAGGUGGGGUCUGCGCGGCCUGGGAGAGGGAAAGGGACGAGCCGAGGAUCACUCGGCCCGGAAGGACAUUGCUCGCCACUGAGGCCAGGGGUGGCACGGGAGUGACCGUUCGGUGCUACCACAGCUUAUUGGAAUGCCACCCGGGCCUUCAUGAUCCUGUCCUCCCUGUGCGCCACCUCGGGCAUCAUCAUGGGCAUCCUGGCCUUCGCGCAGCAGCCGACCUUCACCCGCCUCUCCCGGCCCUUCUCUGCAGGCAUCAUGUUUUUCGCCUCCACCUUUUUUGUCCUGUUGGCCUUGGCCAUCUACACUGGAGUCACUGUCAGCUUCCUCGGUCGCCGCUUUGGGGACUGGCGCUUUUCCUGGUCUUACAUCCUGGGUUGGGUGGCCUUGCUCAUGACCUUCUUUGCAGGGAUUUUCUACAUGUGUGCCUACCGGAUGCAUGAAUGUCGGCGCUUGUCUGCUCCCCGCUGAGCCCGAUGUACCCCCAACUUCAUCUGGAAUUUAAAACGGGGCCACUGAAAAGGAGGGGGAGGGUCUAGAGGCCUGAAGUCCUGGCUCCUUUUGGGCAUGAGGGGGUUCAGUCCUGGACUCUGGGUGGGGGCCUCUGACUCCUGUGUCCCAAGGGGGAAGGAGGAAGAAUGGGGCCUGGUGGGAGGCAGUUGAGAAGACCCAAGGCCCAGCCCACGCAGGGGCGGGGGGUGUUAGAGAAAUGGGAUCUCCAUUAGAGCGACUUUUUGAGAGUCUAAUAAAACUGAUGUGAAACUACUAAGGUGUGGUCCUUAAGGAGUUGGGGUGAUGAGAAACAGGUGUGAGUGGUGGAUGGGGUGGGGGUAGUUGGAUUACUACAGGCCAACCCGCUCAGUCUGGGUAGGGAUGGGGACAGACAUGAAUCACACAGUCCCCACCCAGGGGUUAACUACGACAUCUAGGAAACAGAUGUGUAGGUCCAGUUCUGGGUGUUUUUUUCUUAAUCCCACAUCACCAAGCAACUCAUUUCUGACACUACCUAUGUGGGGGUAGUGUCAGAUCUCAAAAGGGAAGGACUCCGUCCUAAA
Messenger RNA from Ailuropoda melanoleuca (giant panda), 1232 nucleotides. RefSeq names its product lens intrinsic membrane protein 2 (gene LIM2). The transcript is spliced from 5 exons. Lineage: Eukaryota; Metazoa; Chordata; Mammalia; Carnivora; Ursidae. Gene Ontology annotation, cellular component: plasma membrane. Gene Ontology annotation, molecular function: structural constituent of eye lens. The record is from RefSeq and is a predicted model, not a curated record.